UCUUAGCUUUACACAACAGCCCACACAGAAAAACAUCGGGACUCCUUAGAACAGUCGCCCCAGGCAGAAAAAGGGACUGGCACAGAGAGAUUUUCUUCUACUGAACAGCUGCAAGCGGAGCCAGGUGGGACUGAGACCCUCAGACAUCUGAUCCUGCCCAGAGUUUCCUCUUAAUCCUGGCUUAUGUGCCUUAUCAGAGCAGUGGAUUCCUUCUCCUCAGAACGACUUGUUACAGAAAGGAGCUUCUGCAAAGAGCAAACAGCCACCUGCCCACUGCACUUGCUGUCUGAAACACAAAACUUAUUUCCACCACACCUUUCCUUGGGAGGAUGCAGCCUCAAGACACAGGCGUUCAGUACAGGCGGUGGAACAACAACAGUCGUGAUGAAGUCAGUGUGAACGUGUCCACUGCUGAGGCAUCAGGAUGUAGGAGGGUUUACAAUAAGCUGUGCACAGGGAAAGUCGGCAUCGCAGUUAAAGUGAUCGGAGGAAACAUCCUCUUCUGGAUUGUUUUCAUCAUUGGCUACGUGACAGGUUACUAUGUGCACAAGUGCAAGUAGAGCAGAACGCAGCCUGCAGAACCCCAGGCCUGGAUCCCCCUGUGGCCUAAUCCAAAAUAUCUCAUUGCCACUCCCCAGCGCCCCACUUGCAAACAUGCCUGGACGGAGCAGGAGCCUUCACCACAUGUCCACACAAAGGUGAACUGUCACCAACAACUCCGGCUUUUUUCUGGCCUCUGCCCCAUCUCCUGGCCCACACGCAGCCAAGUGCCACCAUCCCUGUGGAGCGUAAGGAUGGGGCUGGGCCACCAGCCACCUGGUAAUGUGCCUGAUUUCAGACUGUGAACUAAGGAGCCAUCAGAGGUCCCUUGUCCCUCAUGGGGGCUAUCCCCAGCACAUGCUUUCAUCUCACAGUGGCUGCUCCAGGGCAGUGGUGCUGCUCCCUUGCUAGGCUUGAGGUCUCUUCCCAGUCCCCUGUUUGAGCCCACCCCUUACUCAGAGGCUCUGCUGGGGGGGCGAGUGCACUGGCUGGAGCUGGGGGAUGCUGAUCCUGUCCCUGAAACUUCCUUAAGUCCCAUCAGCCCCCGUGGCCAUAAAGCCUCCAGGCUGCUGCAUAUACCCCUGGAGGGCUGGGCUCAUUAGGAGACAGUGGGAUGGGAGCCUUAAUUGUAUUUGAAUUGACACUCCACUGAAUUUCCCUGCAAAGGAAUUUACUGCUUUUUCCAGUCAGGGUUGUGGACACUGCUGCCUUUUCCCUCAGAAAGCUCUGCUGUGGCCCAGGGCUCAGACACAGCCAGCAAUGCAAAGCUCUGUAUUUCUUCCCCCUGCGACACAAUCCAAUCAUUGUAAGAAAUAAAAGCAGGUUGAAAGUUA
Molecule: messenger RNA, 1373 nt
Organism: Alligator sinensis (Chinese alligator)
Lineage: Eukaryota; Metazoa; Chordata; Crocodylia; Alligatoridae
Gene: SMIM1
Product: small integral membrane protein 1 (Vel blood group)
Exons: 4
Coding region: 330-560 (76 amino acids)
Source: RefSeq, a predicted model, not a curated record